UGUGGGGUAUAAGUAAUAAAUUAUUGUUAUUAUAAGAGCCUUAGGGAAAUGGCUCUCCUGCUUUCUGUUCUGACCCUGUUUAUGCUAAGAUUAAAGCCGCUGUUUUGAGCAAAGUGAAACUUAAGGAAACGAAACUGAACAGGGCAGGGCAGAGCAAAUACCAAUAAGACAAAAGACAGCGGUAAAAAGCAGGCAUUUCCUUCUUUAUUGCCAGCGGAGGUGAAAGCAGACCCAGAAGCUGCUGGAUCGUCUCUCCUGCCUCAACCCCUCUACCAUGGACCUCCUCUACAGGUGUGGACCAAAAGAACUCGAUAAUUUCAUCUUUCAAUAUCUCCAGCCCAAUAGGGAAUUUAAUCAGCAGGUGUGCAGUGCCAUCAACUUCAUCUGUGAAUUCCUGAAAUCCACUUGCUUCAGGGAUAUGACCCCUCCUCGACCCAAGGUGCUGAAGGUUGUCAAGGGUGGCUCAUCUGGCAAAGGCACAGCUCUGAAAGGGGGAUCGGAUGCUGACCUUGUGCUGUUCCUUGACAUCUUCAAUGGCUACGAAGACCAGGAGAGAGACAGGUGGUUUAUCAUCCAGGAGAUUGAGAAGAGGCUCAAGGAAUGCCGGAGACUAAUAGGGAGCGAUAUAGAAGUACGGAUUGAAAAACCAAAGUGGGACAAUCCACGGGUGCUCAGCUUCCAACUUCGUUCUGGCGAUUUCACAGAGUACAUUGAUUUUGAUGUCCUGCCGGCCUUUGAUGCUCUCGGUCACUACUGGGGCGACAUGCCUGACCCCCAGGUGUACAUCAGACUGAUUGACAGCAGCAGAGGCCAGGGGGGUCAGUUCUCUCCCUGCUUCACGGAGUUGCAGAAAGACUUCAUCAGGGAGCGCCCUACCAAACUGAAAAGUCUCAUCCGUCUGGUGAAAUACUGGUACAAACAGCUGCCAAAAUUGCAAUCGAAGCCCCCAAAGUAUGCACUCGAGUUGCUGGCUGUCUACGCCUGGGAACAAGACGGUGAGAGGACUUAUUUCGACAUGGCGGAAGGUUUCCGGACGGUCCUUUGGCUCAUCCAACAGUACAGAGACCUCUGCAUCUUUUGGACAAAGUACUAUGACUUUCAGAAUGAGACUCUCAAGAAAUACCUGCAUACUCAACUCCGAAAAACCAGGCCCGUCAUUCUUGACCCAGCAGAUCCAACCGGGAACGUAGGAGAGGGGAAACGCUGGGAUCUACUCGCAGAAAAGGCCGCGGAGUGUGCUACGCAGGAAUGCUUCAGGAAAGCCGAUGGCUCCAUGGUUCAACCCUGGAAUGUGCCGCUGCAAGUGCCCUGGGAAGAGCCAUACUCUUGCACCAUACUCUGAGGAGACCCCUUCCAGCCUCGUCGUAAGAGAAGCUCUCCGUGGGUGUCUGAAGAGGCUUAUAUUGCUUUCCAAGCUAUUGAAAUAAAAAAUUUAAGGUCUUA
This is a messenger RNA of Podarcis raffonei (Aeolian wall lizard), 1443 nucleotides long. RefSeq names its product 2'-5'-oligoadenylate synthase 1A-like. Gene Ontology annotation, molecular function: 2'-5'-oligoadenylate synthetase activity; double-stranded RNA binding. NCBI's taxonomy places the organism in Eukaryota, Metazoa, Chordata, Lepidosauria, Squamata, Lacertidae. Bases 275 to 1342 code for a protein of 355 amino acids. The record is from RefSeq and is a predicted model, not a curated record. Gene Ontology annotation, biological process: defense response to virus; regulation of ribonuclease activity; negative regulation of viral genome replication. Gene Ontology annotation, cellular component: cytosol; membrane; nucleoplasm. The transcript is spliced from 6 exons.